AAGGCAUGAUGGCUCUGGCCGCUGUGCGACCAAGCCGGCGUUUCUGUGUACCUCUCCGACCAAAUCCAUAAGGUACCGCUGUACCACUCGCAACCCAGCGCCAUGGCUCCCGCCAGCAGCAUCCUGCAGGUCAGCAUCUCUACGGCAUUCCUGCCGUGGGCUGGCGCCCUGAAGUUCAGCUCGGGCCCAGCCGCCUGCAGCGGCGUGUCGCUGGCCUUCGACGACUUCGUGCAGACGUACGAGCGCCAGUACUCGCCUGGCUCCGAGGAGUACUCGCGGCGCCAGGCUCUCUUCGAGGGCAGGGUCGCCCACAUUGCCAGGCACAACUGCGCCGAGCAGCUGUGGAAGGCGCAGGUCAACCAUUUCUCCGACUGGACCGAGGAGGAGCUGCAGGGCCUCCGGGGCUACAAGCGGGGAGUGGGCACCGGCACCAGCGCGCCGACGGGCGCCGCCGCCGUGAGCCUCGACGCGGAGGAUGACACGGACAUGCCCACGGCGUUCAGCUGGGGUCACUUGGAUGCCAUCAGUACGCCCACGGACCAGGGCCAGUGCGGUAGCUGCUGGGCCUACGCCGCGGGCGCGGCGCUGAAUGCGCACGCCGAGAUCAAUAACAACAGCCACAGGUAUUCCUUCGCCCAGAUCGUGGCUUGCACCCCCAACCCGCAGCAUUGCGGCGGCUCCGGGGGCUGCGACGGGGCCACGGUCACGCUGGCCUACGAGUACGCGAUGGCGGCCGGCCUCAGGCUGGACGUGGAUUUCCCGUCGAAGCCAGGGGGUUCGCAGGCCGAGUGCCCAGUCGACCUGAAGGCGCCCUCCAGCCUGCUGUCCACCGGCUUCGCCUCGAAGGCAGUGCUCCUGCCCGACGGGUCCGAGAUGCACACGCUGCCCGACGAGCUGCGCGCGGGCGGGGCAAUGGGCAUGCAAGGCUGGAUUCAGCUGCCCAAGAACAAGGAGAAGCCGUUGGUGCGUGCGCUGGUGGAGUAUGGGCCGAUCGCGCUUGCGGUGGCCGCGGGCCACGAGUGGAACUGGUACUACCACGGCAUCCUCACGCCGGAGGGCUGCGACCAGGGCAACGUCAUCAGCCACGCGGUCGUGCUUUACGGAUACGGCAGGGCCAUUAACGAGAAGUACGGGGAGGUAAAGUAUUGGCGUAUCAAGAACUCGUGGGGCAGGAGCUGGGGCGAGGACGGUACUAUCCGCGUGCAGCGCGUGGACCAGGAGGAUUCCCGGUGCGGCUGGGACGAGCAGCCCGACGUGGGCUCCGGCUGCAUCGGGGGCCCGAAGAGGGUGUGGGUCUGCGGCUCCUGCGGCAUCCUCUACGAGAGCGUGAUGCCGCGGUUCAGCUGAUUUGGUGCUAGUGCAUGCCAGCGCCGGGCGGCCGUUCCGCCAGCGGCAGCUCUCCGUGGGCGCCCCUCUUCCGAGCCGGCGGCCUCGUUUUUUCCCCUGACGCCGUCCUGCCUGUGGAAGCCCGCGUGCCCUCGCUCCGCCGCUGCUGCCUUGCGCGUCUGCCGGGCACGGGGUCCUCGCGCUGCCGAUGCCGUGCAUGUGCGAUCCAGCGCCAGGGCCCGUAUUCGGGGGGGUCGGCGGACCAACGGGGCGCUAUCCAUUCCCUUUUGUUCCCUUCAUCACAGUGCCCCGUCGUGCGAUGGCCCCGUUUACGGUGGCCCUGGCACAGCCUGCCCUGGGGCGCAGGACGCAGAGCUGCCUUCGCCAAGCCGCGAAGACGCGAGGCUAGCUUGUUGGGCGAAGGUCGUCGAGCCCGUCGUUCCAUCGCGACCAGUGAUUUCAACUUCUGCACUCCUUCCAUUAUCAUUACCUUCCUCCCCCCU
Messenger RNA from Prorocentrum cordatum, 1829 nucleotides. The record is from the annotation of a GenBank genome assembly. Lineage: Eukaryota; Dinophyceae; Prorocentrales; Prorocentraceae.